Messenger RNA from Ceratotherium simum simum (southern white rhinoceros), 780 nucleotides. NCBI's taxonomy places the organism in Eukaryota, Metazoa, Chordata, Mammalia, Perissodactyla, Rhinocerotidae. The record is from RefSeq and is a predicted model, not a curated record.
AUGACAGACUUGUACGGGUUCAACAGCAGAUUCAACAAGCAGAAGACGGAACUGGUGAACCUGACGCACCUCCCUGCCCGCCCCCCCCCAUGGGCCCGACCACCUACAAUCCCCAGCAAGUCCUGCUCUUGCUGUCCACCCCGGUCGAAGGCAGGCAGCGUGGCCACGUGCCCCCCAGUCAGUGUGUGGUAUGCAGCGGAGGGCAUGUCCUACCACACCUCCUGGAUGUAUCGGCUUCAGCAGGGCAACCGCCCAAGGAUUUACUUUGCUUGCUUCAAGCCUGCCUUUCUGGACCUAAGAGACUUGCUGGAGUCGGAAGACUGGGAAGAUGAUGUCUGGGACCCUGAGCUGAUGGACCACACCGAGGCGGGGCCUGAGCAGGGGGCGUCCCCAGGGAUGGGGCCGAGCUGGGGGCAGGGCCAAGAGUAGCCUGCACAGGGAGCGUCUUUGGACCGGGGGUGGAGCACCCCGGCGUCAGCCCGGGGGUCAGAAGAGGUGGGCCCGGACCACUAUUUCGUGCCCACGGAGCUGGAGCCCCGGGACGUGGCACCCCUGGGCCUGGGUCCAGAGGAUGCUGACUGGACCCAGGGCCUUCCCUGGAGAUUCGGGGGGCUUCCUUCCUGCUCACACUGGCCGAGGCCCCCUCUCCCGUGGCACAGAUUUCUCAACGUGGACCUGCUCCCCGGGGGGAGCCCAUGGUGUUGGAGCUGGGCACCACCCGGGCAGUGGACCCUGCUGAGGCCAAGCCCUGGUUCCAGGACCUGCAAGUGGUAUCCAUGA